This is a messenger RNA of Botrytis porri, 2661 nucleotides long. RefSeq lists its product as uncharacterized. NCBI's taxonomy places the organism in Eukaryota, Fungi, Ascomycota, Leotiomycetes, Helotiales, Sclerotiniaceae. The transcript has a single exon. Gene Ontology annotation, molecular function: zinc ion binding. The record is from RefSeq and is a predicted model, not a curated record. Bases 1 to 2661 code for a protein of 886 amino acids.
AUGCCAUCCCAACGCGGCGAUGUCUCUCUGUUGUUCUUCGUCAUCAUGGUUCUAUGGUGGAUCGCGUCCAAUGACACCGGACUUCCAUCCAACCUCGGGGAUUCACAAAACACUGCAGAGGAGCAGUUGGCACACAAUAGGCAUGUGUUUGGAGUGUUAAAUACAACAAGUUAUGGGGAUUUCGCACCAGAGAAAUUGGACGAUCCAAGCUAUCUGAACUUGACCGGGUUUACGGCAGAGGAUGGAUAUAAAUGGGAGAGACUGAGUGCGUUUAGGGAGAGGAGUGAUGAACUGAGGAAAUGGGCGAGAGGGGUGCAGGACGGAUCGGAAUUUGAUAGGGAGGGCGGCCGGGGAUUGGAAGGCAGGAUUUAUACCAAUGUGACCGGAGUGGUGAGGGGGAAUUGGGCCAGGUACAUGAGUGGUUUGGUAGAUGGGAAGGAGAGGAGGGGCGGAUUAAAUUUAAGUGUUAUUGCGCCGGGGGUCGCUUGGGCCCUUACAGACGAGGAGCUGUGGACAAGGAAUGUGACGGGGAGGGAGGGCAAAGUUAUGUUAAGGUUGGAUGAGGCUGCGGUAGAGGAGAUGAUUGUACAGGUGACUAAGGAGCAUGUCACUAAUGGCGAAAGUUCGAGGGAAGCAAAGAUUGAGAAAAGAGACAUAACUGAUGGGAUUGAGAGAGUCGAUCUUGGAAUUGGCGCAAAUCCGGGUACAGAUAUACUUGUGAGGGAGAUUGCGGCCACAUUAACAGUUCAAGAUGAGAGUAGCAGUGGAGAUGGACAUGAAAUGAGGAUGCAUGGUGUACAUUGGCCAAAUGAAGGGGGGAUUCUUCUAACAACUACCAGUGAUAAGUUCGCAGGAGCUUUUGGUCUUCCCCAUUUUGCCACCGAUGAGGACCAUUUCACAAGUAGUGCGGAGAUUAUGAGAAAGAUCUGUCAUCGCAGACUACAAAAGCUUGAGGAAUCUGCGAAAGAAAAUCCGAAAAGUCUUCUUGAACCAAAUUCGGGCCAAAUCGAUGGGUUACCAACACCUCAUUGCGAAUACAUCUUGUUUGCUCAAGUAUUACCUUUGAAGUUAAAUGGCCUCGAAUAUGAUGACAGAUCACCUAAUGCACACAAUUUUGUCCAAGAACUGGAAAAUGAACUUCGAUUCCCAAAUGGUGCUCCUAUUCCCCAGGCGCCGAAAUUACAACUAUCUGCAAUAAUCUUCUCGCCGGAUUGUGGAUUUAUGCUCGAAUCGAAAGGUCCGCCAGAGUUCGCUCCUGUAGAUGGAGAACACCUUAUUGGUUUGAAGCAAGAGGUUUGGUUACAAACUAUUCGUUCAUGGUUAAUGGUAUUUGCAGCGGUAGCUCUCGGACAGGCAUUGAUUCUGAAGGAUCAAUGUAAAGAGGCUUCUACACCAUCAACUGUGGGCCGUGUUAGCAUCCAUACUGUUGCUAUGAUGCUUUUAGCAGAUGGAUUAUUGUUUUUUACAAUGUCACUGGCGAGCGCUACAUUAUCUAGUAUAUUUCCAUCUGCGUUAUUGACAUCAUUUGCCGGCUUGAUGUCUGUGGCACUUGGAGUUCGCUUUAUCGUAAACAUUUAUGGAGUUCAAGAGCCUGAACGAUUGGAACAAGAAAGAGCGCAAGCGGCGGCUUUGGCAGAAUUGCAAGCUAGAAAUCCACCUGCAGCUGUGCGACCAGCACCGAUUAUCACAGCAGCGGGUGUAGAUACCUUACCCUUGCCUAUCGCCUCUUCAACGCAGGCUCCACCUCGAAAUACAUCUCAAAAUGUACCCAUCAUAGUCCCCUCGGAUCAAGACGUUGACGCAGAGAUAGCUGAAAAUGUCAACGCGACAUUCGCAGUACCUCGUCCAACGGGAACUCCAGCUACCGUUCAACAAUCGAGAGUAACCUCCGACAUAACUCCCUACUAUGGCCAGUUUAUUCUCCUCCUGACCGUGAUACUUCUCCUUUCCAUCAUGUCCACCACCUGGCCUGUCCCUAUCCGCACAGCAUAUGUCUACCUUUGCUCCUUCACUUACAUGUCUCUCUGGAUUCCCCAGAUGAAACGCAACAUCACUCGUAAUUGCCGUAAAGCACUUCUUUGGCGUUUCGUCAUAGUACAGAGUUUGCUAAGGUUAUCUCCUUUUGCUUAUUUUUUCCUCUAUGAGGAUAAUUUUCUCUUUAGUGAGAGUAGCUGGACGGCAAUGAUGGUUUUAACGGGAUGGGUUUGGUGCCAGCUUGUGGUACUGUACAGUCAAGAGGUUCUUGGUCCCAGAUGGGCAAUUCCAAAACGAUUUGGAUGGUACAAGGAGGGCUGGGACUAUCAUCCAGUACUGCGAGAAGAUAAUGUUGAGUCUGGAGGUCUACCUAUUGGUCUUGUGAAAGUCCCGUUGGGUUCUCCUACCACUCCAGGAUUUGAAGAAACAGAUAUGAGUGCGGAUGAGAGGGAUAAUAGUAGAGCGGGAAUUAGAACAGUGGAUUGCGCGAUAUGUAUGCAGAUUCUUGAGGUUCCAGUUGUGGGGAUAGGAGAAGAGGAGGGUGCGAAGGGCGUGUUGGGGGCGUGGGAUAGGAGGAGUUAUAUGGUAACGCCUUGUAGACAUGUUUUUCAUACCCAGUGUUUGGUGGGUUGGAUGAAGUAUCGUUUGCAAUGUCCGAUUUGUAGGGAAGGCUUGCCACCUUUAUGA